AGAAAAAGUCUGUUGGUGUGGGUAGGUGAUCAUUCGCACAGGUUGCAUCCUUGUAAGGCACCGCCAAGGCUCGGGGACGGCUGUCAACUUCUGCGGGGAGAAUCCCAAUACUUCUGGCAAAGUGCGCUCGACCUCACCUCAACGAGAGCCUCCCAACAACAGCAUCGACUUGAACAGCUGCAUAGACGUCAGACCUGACGAACACUGAGAUCGAUCCACAGGGCUGAUUGGCUACACGGCGGUCUUCCGUGAGGAGGACCCGAGGAUUUCCUGCCAGAGCACAAUCACGAUGACCUUCCCAUUGCUCCCAGCCCAUGCUCACCUGAAGGAUCCUUCCACAUAAAGUCCUCUAACCAUCAGAAACAGCCUAGUGCUACUGAAAAAAUGGAUCUCGGUGUCCUGGAAGUUCUGGAGAGAGAGAAGGUUCUGGAAGUCCUUCAGAGGGAUAAAAUCCUGCGUUCCUUGGAAGAAGAGAGGAUCAGGAAAAUGAAGCUGGAGUUGCAGGAGAUCCGACGGAAGGGCGCGAAGAGUUUUUCCCGCCAGUACAGCGAAAGGACGUGCGCUCGGUGCCAGAGGCCGCUGGGGAAGUUCUGGAACUGCGGCGCCGUCUGCCACGGCUGCAGCCACCGCAUCUGUAACAAGUGCCGCAUCAACGUCACCGCCCAGGAGUGGAAGUGCACCGUGUGCCACGCCUACAGGGAAGUAAAGAUAAAAUCCGGAGAGUGGUUUCUGGAAGAGAAAGCAAAGAAGUUCACAGCUGAUACAGACAGAUAUGAGACUACUGGGGAAAAACUUUUAAAAUCCUAUCAAAGGUUGAGCACUAUCUCCAUCGUCCCUCCAACUCCUCCCCCUUUUACUGAAGGUCCAUCCUCUGGCCGUUCAGGGGGGCUGUAUUCGUCUAGGCCUUUCACAAAAUCUAUGGAAAACCUGUUUGUGUCUUUGACAACACACAUAAAAAAAAUCUCCAAGUCACAGAACGACAUGACAGCGGAUCCGGGCCUGCUGACCGCCGACUACGGCGGGAUCCCGAGCAUGGAGCGCCGCAGCCAGUCCGAUACCGCCAUCAACAGGCCGUUCAGUCUGACCAAAGCCCCCAGCCUGCCAGACCUGUUCAAACGAGCCAAGAGCGACGAUGAGGAGGUGCAGCAAAUGGCUGAGGUCUGCACCGAUGAGGACAUAUCUCCAGGUGCAGACUACCAUCAGGAGAAGAGGGGCAGCAUCAGCAGCGUUUGCACAGAGUUGGCGAUCUUUGACCACAACAGCAGCGUGACCGGGGAGAUCGAGCUUGCCCUGGUCUACAACUUCACAGCGUCAUGCUUGGAAAUCACAGUUAACGCCUGUAAAAACCUGGUGUACGGGGAUGAGAAGCGGAAGAAGUGCCAUCCAUGCGUCAAGAUCUAUCUGCUACCAGACAAGUCCUCAAACAGGAAACUAAAAACAACGGUCAAGAAGAACACGACAGAUCCUGUUUUUAAUGAGACCUUAAGGUACAACAUAGAGCUCCCCCUGCUGGCCAGCAGAACCCUGCAGGCCUCAGUGUGGCACUCAGCAACGCUGAGGAAGAAGGUGUUCCUGGGAGAGGUCCUUAUUCCCCUGCAUGAGUGGAAAUUCAAGGAUUACUCCACACAGAGCCCCAGCUGGUACCCGCUGUGCCCCAAGCCUGGGAUCACAGAAGGGUGCCCUGAGGAACAGUACAAUGGCACUUUGCUGAUUAAAGCCAAGUUCACACCACUGUCGCAGCUGUCCAGAGCUGCAAACCCCCAGAGAGAAGAAGUCCGUGUGGGCCACCUGAGCAUUUUGGUCACCGGAGUCACCAACCUGACGGUUUCAAAAUCUUCCGGAACUCUAAACACAUUUGUGAAAGGAUGUCUCUCUCUGCCAGGAGGCCGAGAGGUGGCCAUGAGGACGCUGCCCCAGAGGAGGAAGUCCGGCUCCCAGUGGAACCACCAGCUGGUGUUCAGUGAGGUUCCCGAUGCCAGUCUACUGGGGUCCUGUCUGGAUCUGGAUCUGUGGGACCACGCCUCCUUUAGCUUGGCACACCGCUUACUGGGUGUAGCUAAACUGGAGGGAGCGUCAUCCUGGCAGCGGUUGCUUCAGACGCCGAACACAUGGUACGACUUCACUCUGCCCAUGCAAGCCAGCGCCAGCACGAAGAAGACAUGAUGGCAACGUCGGCACGGCUGGCAGCCAAACGGCACAGCAGUCGCCGUGAGCUGGGCACCGGGACCGUUAGCACUUUACUACACCAUGCGGGCCUGCACGUUAGCACUGCACUGUCCUCCUGCUAAAUGAGUUUUCACAUAAAUUAACUGCAUCCAAGCACACACCUAACCAUCAUAAAGCUCUUCAUCAAUCGAGCGCCAAACAAACGGGAGUCACACUUUGCACAAAUGACACGAACCUCUUUCAUCUUCUUUUAGAAAGACUUCUGAAUUAGAUUAGGUUGUACUGCACUUUGUCCUCUGC
This is a messenger RNA of Megalops cyprinoides (Indo-Pacific tarpon), 2466 nucleotides long. It is a transcript of the gene sytl3, whose product is annotated as synaptotagmin-like 3. The record is from RefSeq and is a predicted model, not a curated record. Gene Ontology annotation, cellular component: exocytic vesicle; plasma membrane. NCBI's taxonomy places the organism in Eukaryota, Metazoa, Chordata, Actinopteri, Elopiformes, Megalopidae. The transcript is spliced from 16 exons. The coding region runs from base 385 to 2163 and encodes 592 amino acids. Gene Ontology annotation, molecular function: small GTPase binding; neurexin family protein binding. Gene Ontology annotation, biological process: intracellular protein transport; exocytosis.